This is a messenger RNA of Fusarium oxysporum Fo47, 2316 nucleotides long. RefSeq lists its product as uncharacterized. Bases 1 to 2310 code for a protein of 769 amino acids. Lineage: Eukaryota; Fungi; Ascomycota; Sordariomycetes; Hypocreales; Nectriaceae. The record is from RefSeq and is a predicted model, not a curated record. The transcript has 6 exons.
AUGGCAGACCCCAAGCGUGGAAACUACGAAGACAUUAACCAGAAACUCUGGUAUCGAAAGUUCAUCCGAGGUAUCAAUCCUCAAGGAGGCCAACCAUACCCUGAUCAAGACACCCCUGCAACGGAGGAACAGCUCAAAGAUGACUUUGUUGAUUACUGGGGUAGCCGCCUCAAGACUGAUGAAGCCUUUCGAAAGCACAACACUUACAACGAGUUAAUGUCACAGUUUUGGGAGGAUGACGAUAUCAUCUUGCAGACAUAUGCUGUCGCAGAUGGCCAAACCGUCCCUAGAAACAAGCAGAAGGAAUGGUUCAGAUCAGAACUUCGCUUCAUCUCAGUCAUCUUUCCUGCUGAUGCAAAUCAUAAGAAGGGGGACAAGGCACCAAUUGCUUCGGUGUCAUGGGCGCCUUGGUUUGUUCUCAUCGCAGCCUCCUCUGCCAUUCAUUCAGAGAAAGACAUUCUGCACAUCAUGAGUUGGUCGCGCGAAGACGGGCAGUUUAGAUACUACGCCCGCGACCUCAUCAUGAAUGGGGAAGCCACGGGGCAGCAUGGUUGGGUUUAUCUGUGCUCCUCAACGGAUGCUUUCGACGCUCCGGGCAAAGCGUACCUCGGUCCUCUGAAUGGCCAUGUGAAUGGAGGUAUUGUGAUGAAAGAGAUCCACAAACCAUGGAUGCACUGGCUCGUCGGUGGCCGAGGAGUAACUGAUCUUCUUGACUUUGGACUCGCGAACGAGCUUAUGGAGGCCCCAUGGCUCACCCAUCCUGGAUUCCCUCCCCUCUACGGAGCAAGUGUUCAAUCCGGUGAAACUUUCGAAAGAAUCGUGCUAGACUCACUCAGAGUAUGGUUUACUAGCCGACGACACAAGGACUUUAUGACUGCCAGUGGGGAGACGGAAGAGCGCCCGCGUAACAUCCAGCGCUGGGCAGCUCACUUCUUCUUAACGACGAACAUCAACAUUGCUGCCACUUCAAACAACGCGAAUAUUGUACCAUCGGAUCAUUUCUUUAGUUAUGAGAUGCUCAGAGGGUACAGUGAUCUUUUGCCGAAUAGGAACAUGUACGACAAGAAGUGGCUAGCAGCUCACGUACUGCCCGAAACACCCGCUUCUCUAACAGCCUGGAAUGAGGAACAGUUCGGAAGCGCCAAGCACAAGUACUACACCCAAGAAAAGUGGUUCCAAAAGUAUUCUAUUGCAUCAUUUGGUUACGAUGGACCCUCUUAUCUUUGGGCAUCUCGCGAACUUAAGCUAUGUACCCUUCAAGAGGUAGCCAAUGAGAAAGACGCUCAGCUCGUUGUCCCAAAGAAUGUCCUUGCCGGUGGCAUCAUGAUGGGAACCCUGGAAGACGGUGCAGAAGAUAUUCGUGGAGGGGAUCAAACAAACUUUGCUGUUCAACAAUGGGGCGAGGGUGAUAACCCCUGGGUCAUUCUUCAAAGCUCUGUCGAUGAUGCGCACGGUGUGUGGAUGGCGCAGAGGAUGUUCCUGGGUGACGAUAAGAAUGCAGCACGAUGUCAGCUCUUUUCGGAGAAGACCUUCAACGCUCUGCAGAUGGUGGACUUCUGGAAUCCAAUCUACUCGUGGAGACGCCUUAAGUUGAUGCAGUACAUCCCUGUUGCAGCUCAACUCGUCGAUACGCCUACGAAGGACCCAGUCACAGGCGAAGACGUUUACACAUACGAUCUCGAGCAAAACUUCAUCGAUGCUGUAAAGAAGAGAAUGAGCGGAAAGGGCGAUCUCAAGAAACUUCAAGAUCGAUGGCCAGAGGCUGAGUUUCUUCUGAAUUUGGAGAAGCCACUUAUCGAGCAUCAGAUACGCAUUUCUAACUACACCAACCAAGUCGCACAGAACCUAGGCGACGCCACAUGGAUUCUAAAUUAUCUCAAGCUCGCUGAAUCCCGCCGCAGGAUGUUCCGCCCCAUGCCGAUGAACUUCUUUGGAAGUAACAUCCCAUACUGUUUAGCAAUGCCACUUGGCCACCCAUGGCUAGAGAUGACAGAACAAGCGUCUGUACGACCGAUCCCAAAGAGAGGUGUUGAUGUUUUGAAGGGUUGGUUGGAAUCGCUGGCUGGUGCCGAUCCGAACGUAAUUCCUCAGAAGCAGACUCUGAAGGAGAUCAAUAAGAUGAUCAAGGAAAACGUGAAGCAGGAUACUGUUGGGUUGCCUGUUAACUUGCUGCCGAGGCCAUCGACAAUGAGAAUGGCUUGUCAGAGGUUCAUUGCGGUGACGAAUCCCGAGACUUCAGAACGACCUCAUAGUUGCCCCUUCAUGGCGGGAGAGCACCUGGCUUCGGCCCAUACAGCGGUUGAGGCUUGAGUCUUG